CGAGUUACGCCCGGUCCAGCUCGGGGACUCGUUGAGGCCCAGCCCAAAUUCGCGUUAGGUCACAGCAGAGAGAGAGCACGCACGCGACGCGGUUUCCUCACCUUCUCCCUUUCUCUGCCCGGCGCCGCCACCCCUCUCCUCGCCGCGCCGCAGGCUGGACUCAUCGGGCUUGGCACCGAUGGCGACGGCCGACGCCGCCUUCCCUCAACACAGCGGACACAGACGGACGCGUCUCCCCUGGUUUCUCACCGAACGACAGGAGCAGAGCCCCACUGUCGCAAGAAUGGACAAGGAAAAGGGGAAGUAGAGGAGGAGGAGGAGGAGAAGGAGAGAAGCUUGGUGUCCAUUAUGAAGACUAAGCCGCUUGUCCCAGGAAGUGGAAGGGCAAGGGCAAGGGUUGUGUCGCUGCCAAGGAAGCGGGCCAAGGAUUACGGCAAUGUCCCGCUCGCCGAGUUGUUAUUAAGGGCAAUGGAGCAUGAUAAGCAAGCGGAGAAGGAUUAUGAAGAGGAGGAAGAGAAUGGGGAGGACGAGGAUGAGCAAGGUACUCUGUUUGAGGAGGAAGAUUCUCAUUUUGAUGUCAAAGCGCUAAGUGUUAUGCUAUGCAAAAUUGCAUUGUUUGGCUCUCAACGUUCAAUAUUUUUGCUGUAUAAAGUUCAAAGGAGGAGCUGUCCAAAAUUCAAAAGCAAUGAUGCCCAAUUCUUUCUUAGUCAUAUUUGUUCCAUUUCUACACUUUGCAUAGAGGAAAGCUUAUUUUUUUCAUCACUAUGACCAACUUUUAAAUCA
Triticum aestivum (bread wheat) is the source of this 783-nucleotide messenger RNA. RefSeq lists its product as uncharacterized. The record is from RefSeq and is a predicted model, not a curated record. The transcript has 3 exons. Bases 349 to 768 code for a protein of 139 amino acids. NCBI's taxonomy places the organism in Eukaryota, Viridiplantae, Streptophyta, Magnoliopsida, Poales, Poaceae.